AAAAACCAAGAGGCGCCGCGUCUCAUUUCAUUCAUAAAACAAAUACAGAUGCUAACGUGUAUUUAGCAUGCUAACUAAGGCCAUAUUAUAGAUUCCAAUCUGCCAAAAUAAAUACAAUUUACUCAUUUUUAGGAACUUUCAUGCCAAUUAAAGCAUUUUUUUAUUACAAGAGGUUUUAAUUUGAAUGUUAAUUAGGUAAAUAAGAAGCAUAAAGUCACCAGCAGCUUUAUUGGCGACAUAAAUGCCGUUUUUCCUCAUCAGACCACCCACACAUUCCGACGGGAGGCUGCUCGAAAGCAGAGCCACAGAGACGAGGCGGGGGGAGGUGGAGGACGCCAUUGCUGCCGCAGCUGGCCGUUUAAGAUUUGUCAAAGGGGGAUAAACCAAAGGUUUUCAUGCCCGCUGGGCGCUAACAUUUUCCUCCCCGUCUGGAGUUCUCUUCCUCCGGUUAGAGUGCAGAGAAAACCCGUUAAAAUGGACGUGUUAUCCCGGCAGGAGCAGGGGAAGCGGAGCCGCGGCGUUCAGCUAAAGCAGACUCCUACCGUAGCAUCAGCUGUGCGGUGGCCAGGACUCUCACCAUGAACGCCAGCAGGAACUGCACGCCGUCGGGGCGCGAUGAGGGUCUGGCCGCCCUGGAGUCGGUCUCCAUCGUGUGCGUCACGCUCCUGGCAGGCCUGGGGAACCUGCUGAUCGUGGCGACGCUUUACCGCCGGCCGUACCUCCUCACGCCCAGCAACAAGUUCGUCUUCAGCCUGACCUCGUCCAACCUGCUGCUGUCCCUGCUGGUGCUGCCGUUUGUGGCCGUCAGCUCGGCGAAGGGGGAAUGGGUAUUCGGCGUGGUGUGGUGCAACUUCACCGCUCUGCUCUUCCUGCUCAUCAGCUCGGCCAGCAUGCUGACUCUGGGAGCUAUUGCUGUGGACAGAUACUACGCCGUACUCUAUCCCAUGAUCUACCCCAUGAAGAUCACAGGGAACCGCGCUGUGGUGGUCAUAGCCUACGUGUGGUUGCACUCCCUGGUGGGCUGCCUGCCUCCGCUGUUCGGCUGGUCCUCCUUCGAGUUCGACUGCUACAAGUGGAGCUGCGUGGUGGCGUGGCACAGGGAGCCCAGCUACACGGCCUUCUGGGUCGUUUGGUGCAUCUUUCCCCCGCUCUUCAUCAUGCUGGUCUGCUAUGGCGUCAUCUUCCGCGUCGCCCGCAUGAAGGCGCGCAAAGUACAUUGUGGGACGGUAGUGGUUGCUCAGGACGACGGAGCCCACAGGAACGGACGCAAGAACUCCAGCACCUCGACUUCCUCUAACGGAAGCCGGCGGAGCCUCGUGUACGCGGGGAGCCAGUGCAAGGCUUUCGUCACCAUACUGGUGGUGGUGGGGACCUUCCUGAUGACCUGGGGGCCUUACGUCGGGGCGGUGUGCACGGAGGCUCUGUGGGGGCAGGGCAGCGUGUCCCCGGGGGUGGAGACCCUGGUAGCGUGGCUGUCUUUCUGCAGCGCCGUGUGCCACCCGCUCAUCUACGGCCUGUGGAAUAAAACGGUGAGGAAGGAGCUGCUGGGCAUGUGCUUCGGAGAUCGCUACUACAGGGAGUCCUUCGCAACACGCCAGCGAACGUCCCGCCUCUUCAGCAUCUCCAACAGAAUCACAGAUUUGGGCAUGUCCCCACACCUGACGGCCAUGUUGGCUGGGGGAGGACACCUGCUGGCCCCAGGGAGCAGCACAGGAGACACCGGCUUCAGUUUCACUCAGGACUCGGGCACCGACGUGAUGAUGCUGGAAAACUCCACUGAAGGCUCCUCCCACGCGCUGCAUUACGGAAUCCCCUGUGGGAAGAGGCGGAGCUCUGUCACCUUUGAAGACCAGAUGGAACAUUCCAAAGCUGAGAACUCCUCAUCCUCCGUCCAGGUCCAAGCGGAGCUCCACGAAUCCCUGGACACAUUUGCCUCCUGCUUGGCGAAGGCGAUUGAGAGUGAUGCUAAACUCGCCCUGUUUGGAGAGAGCCUGCAGGGGGCGCUGUUCACAGCACGCUCAGCACAGAGACCCAGGUACCUGGACGGUCAGAGACUGAGGCUGGAGAGCAUCGAUGAAGGGAUCGUCAAAGAUGACAGGGAGGAGGAAGAAGAGCGGCAGGAGGAAGAGGAGAAGCUUGUCUGAGGGGAGCAGGUUCAGCCGGACCGUUUCAAGACAUUUACACACGAAAUCUCACACGUGACCUCUGAAGCUUUGUGCUGCUGGUAAGGACGCUUGGAUUCAUCCAUGUGGGUACUCCUUGCUUAAAAGAGUUCAACAGGAUCCUGAAAAACGCUUUUCACACAGGAGUUACUGUGAUGGUUUCAUUUUUCUCUAAAAUUUACAUGAAUCUAACAGGAAUACACAUAUAAUCUAGUCCAGUUCAGGGCAUAUUACCAGUAAAAUAAAACUUUUUAAGGUGGAAUUAAACACAAAUCGUGCACCUAAAUGGAUUCUUCAUUUCUGAUUACAAAGAUGCACUUAUUAAAGAGGCUCAGAUGAACAUGCAUGGAUAAAUGAAAAGGUUUCUAUCUGACCUUUUUAGGAAAAAUCUUAGUAAAUGAAUGAAGAGGAAGUUUCUUUUAUGGAUUAGCUGCACAAGCAGGAAAACUCUGCAUCAAACUCUUGUGUGAACAUUCUCAUAACAGGAUCCACUUAGACAUAAUCUCUGUGUUGUGGGAACAGCAUUCAUCAUCUUCAGUCUGAGAUAGAAACGCCAGUGAUGAGAUUAUAAGAGAUCCUACUUUUUCUCUAGAUAGGGCUCUGCAACCUUCAACACUUGAAGAGCCGUUGGGUCAAUUUCCUACCGACUACAACCCAGCAGGAGCCACAAAGUCUGACUUCACCCCUCAGAAAA
Oryzias melastigma (Indian medaka) is the source of this 2856-nucleotide messenger RNA. RefSeq names its product G protein-coupled receptor 161a (gene gpr161b). The transcript is spliced from 6 exons. Bases 579 to 2144 code for a protein of 521 amino acids. Gene Ontology annotation, cellular component: recycling endosome; membrane. Gene Ontology annotation, molecular function: G protein-coupled receptor activity. The record is from RefSeq and is a predicted model, not a curated record. Gene Ontology annotation, biological process: G protein-coupled receptor signaling pathway. NCBI's taxonomy places the organism in Eukaryota, Metazoa, Chordata, Actinopteri, Beloniformes, Adrianichthyidae.